CAUCCGUCUCUGUCUCUUUCUCCUAUCAUCACUAUAUUUCUUCUGGCUUGCAUAUUUUGUCAUCACUAUCUUUCUCACUUAACCGCCGCUUUUCUACUUCCGCCUUUUAAAGGUUCAUUUCUUAUUUUGUACUCGUCUUCUCUCUCUCUCUCUCUCUCACUCAUCGUUUUCUCUUCAAUUUAUCCGCUUCGUCUCCUUUCGCCAUCUCAUUUCUGAUCCACUUUUCGUCUCUUUUCGUCCUCUCAUCUCUUCUCUUACUCGCACACUCUCACUUUCCUUUCCUUUCCACCCUUCACUCUUCUUGUCUCUCCGCUGUUUCCGACGCUCUUCCCCCAUUCUCUAUCUCCGUCUAUCUCUGCGUGCUCUAAUAUGGCCACCCGGUGUCCAAUUACUCGCUCCGUUCUCGCUACAGUUUUUCGGUCGCCGUAUAUCCGCUGACAGCUGAACGGAUGUAGAAGGAUUCUCAUCAACUCUCGCGCGCGCGACAUGCCUUUCUAUUUUCCGCUUUUUCUUCUGCGAUAUGCAACCGUUCCGUUUCAUUCUUAUUCACCGAUCGCGUACCAAGUGAUGGCGUUCUUGUGUAUUCUUUUGACGACGCGCGCGUCGUUACGGACAAACCGAUNCGCGAUCUCAAUAUAAAUAGGGAAUUUGUGNCGGACAACAAUGAGAUAGAAGAAAGAGCUGUCACAGCGCUGGAUUUUAGUGACUGGAAAGUACAACCACUCGGGGACCACUAGAAAGGGCCCCCAACCGGGGACGACCGCCGAAAGGCGGUCAACGAAUCAGGCAUGGAGCAGUUCGAGCAGCUGCUAACCUGUGCGAUAUGCCUGGACCGAUACAGAAAUCCGAAGCUAUUGCCAUGUCAACACAGCUUCUGUAUGGAACCGUGCAUGGACGGCCUCGUCGACUACGUUCGCCGACAGGUCAAAUGUCCAGAAUGUCGUGCCGAACAUCGUAUACCAUAUCAAGGUGUGCAAGCCUUUCCGACCAACGUGACACUACAACGAUUCCUGGAAUUGCAUAUCGAGAUCACGGGGGAGUUACCGGACCCGACCAGCGGCCAGACCAUGGAACGUUGCGGUGUUUGCUCCGAGAAGAGCUACUGUUCUCUGUGCGUGCACUCAAAAAAAUGUUGUCCCGAGUGCAAGGACGCGCAUAUAGAUAUUUUGAGGCGCGAGAUCACGCGCAUCAAUUCCCAGGUGCGUAGAGGUCUUCACAGACUGCAGGACGCGCUCGCCCUGGUCGAGAAAAACACGCUGGGCCUUCAAACAAACUGCGCUUCGGUCGCCGAGGAAGUGGACGAGAUUUAUCGGAGGCUAAGCAAGGCUUUGAAAGANCGCACGGAAUAUCUGCGUAACGAGGUCGAUCGAUAUCUCGGCACCGAGCUUAGAGGCUUGAUUCAGCUCAAAGAGAAUCUCGAAUUGGAAAUCGCGAAUAUCCAGAGCAACUGCGAUCUGGCGGAGGCGNACAUAAACGAAAACGUGCCGUGGGACGACGCCGAGCUCCUGGACACAAAGGAACUCUUUCUGCAUACGGUGGAGUUUAUCAGGUACGAUGCGCCGGAAUACGAGGUGCCCAGGAACAAGUCCAGAUACAGAAGUCGGUUCAUGCGACAUCGGGACGGCGACGAUUCUGACGGCNAUUCCCGAUCGACGGUGAGAUUUACGGCGCCGCAGGAAUCGUCCGGUUUGCGGGAACGCGUUUUAGACACGGAAGACGCNGCGCGUGGGCCUCUAUCCGGGAUAUUUCGUCUGACCGACUCUCCACGAGUCAUGAAGAAAUUNCAGGAGUGNGAACGGGCUGGCAAGCGAAAGAAAGAUNAACUAUCGAGUCAACCCGUGCAGCAAUCUCAACCACCUAAACCUCAGGUACAAGUAAGGAAGGCACCGACCGCGGUGGCGCGACAGACCAGCGAGGACGAUGAGAUCUCGAGGAUCAAGAAGCAGAACAAGGCCGCCGCCGCUCACGCCGAAACGGUGGAGGAGAGGCAGCCGACAUCGACGCCCGUUGCCGUUCAUCCGCCACCGAGAGAACUUCCGGAGCGAGAACCAGAAGAACAGCCGGUCAGGAGAUCGUCGGCUAUCGUCAGGAGAACUUCGGCGGAAACUCACGCUCCCCCUGCGGCCAGAAGCGCCUCGUCGGACUCGAGCACUGGUUCCGAAAGCUCGACGGGUUCCGGAAUACGCAGCACGGGCGCGCCGUUCACCGCCGAGGAAAUGAAGCAGAAGUAUCUGUCAAGAGCGCCGCCGACUAGUACGACUACCUCCGUUUCGACGGGACCGGUCUCGACGACCGUAAGGGAGUCCUCGAACAUCACCACGCCGUCUCCCAGAGCGCCAUUUCAGAGCCGUUUUUUAGGCGCAGGUAACCGUGCAGCUCCGCCACCGCCGAUUCAGACACCGCGAGAAGAACCAGCGGCGAAGAAGAAAGAAGAAGAGGAAGACGAGGAUGAGGAAACAAGCAGUUCCUCGGAGGAAACAGAAUCAGAUACCGAGGAAGAGUCGGAAACGGACGUUCAUCCAUCGACUGCUGCUCCGUCCGCGGCUUCCGUCACUUCUCAGGAACGUCAGAGAAACGAAUCCGCCAUGGCGCGCACUGACAUCGGACCUCUACUCGCUCGCAGUGCCGAAGCUAGAAGAGGAAGUAAGGAAGAUUCGCCAUCGACCAGGUAUUCGUCACCGANGGGAAGCCCCGCGCAAUCCGUGACGACAACGACUACGACGAUGACGACGCCGGGCGGCGCGAUGACGACGACGUCGACGAUGCCGAGUGGCUACACCAGCAGGUUCCUGAACAAGAGCAGAAGCCAAGCGGCGAUGAUGGCUUCCCGCGAGCGGGAACGUGAGCGGGAACGUGAGCGGGAACGCGAGCGGGAACGCGAGCGGGAACGCGAGCGCGAACGCGAGAGGGAUGCGGAGGCAGAAGUGGAUUCGCCAUUGUCGGCGAGAUCUCGCUACGCGGCUCUAAAGGAGCGUCGACAGCGUCUGGCUCGCUCCAGGAGUUCGCACAACUUCGGUGGCGACGACCUCGACUUGGACGAGGAGCCGCCGUCGCCAACAACCCAGUCGCCGAACGCCUAUCUGGCGGCCAAGUAUGGCGCCGGUUCCGAAUUAGCGCGAAGCCGNAGCACCCACGCCCUAAAGUCGAGGGAACCAAGCCCGGAACGCGAUCGCCCGGGUACGGAAAAAGAUGGCGCGGCUCUCAGNUCGUGGGCCAGGUACCUGAAAAACAAAUAUGGCAAUCGCACCACCAAAGACAAAGAACCGCCCUCCGCAACAUCCACGAUACCGUCAUCCAGCACCAGCGCGACUUCGAGAAGAUUAUCGCUGGGCCUGCCUCUUAGGCAUACCGGACAAACAUCCUUUGAAUCUUCUGACGACGACCAAAAAAACCCGUCAGGCUCCCCCACGUCCCCUACAGCAGCUCCCGUUAUACCCGCGGCAGCAGGUUCCUCCACUAGCAAUGGUCGGAGGAGUCAUUACUUGCUGAAGCGGCGGCAGCUGUUUGAGUUCGGGAUGCGGGGGAGCGAAGCCGGAUGCUUUACCUGGCCGACAGGCCUUGCAGUCGGUCCGGACAACUCCAUCGUCGUGGCCGACAGCUCUAACCAUCGUGUUCAAGUAUUCGACAAUAAUGGGAACUUCAUGAAGGAGUUUGGAACGUUGGGCAGUGGCGAAGGCAAGUUCGACUGCCUCGGCGGGGUGGCCGUGAACAGGAUCGGCCAGUACAUCAUCGCGGACUUCUACAACCACAGAAUCCAGGUGUUCGAUCCGUCCGGCCGAUUUCUGCGAGCCUUUGGCUCCCAAGGCACCGCCGACGGCCGCUUCAAUUAUCCUUGUGGUAUCGCCACCGACGCUCUCGGCUUCAUCUACGUGUGCGACAAGAAUAAUCAUCGCGUACAGGUAUUUCAAUCGGACGGCACAUUCGUGGGCAAAUUCGGAUCGUGCGGUAGCGGGCGCGGCCAAUUAGAGAGGCCGCACUACAUCGCGGUGAGCAACACGAACCGGGUGAUCGUCAGUGACGGAAAAAAUCAUCGCGUGCAGAUAUUCGAUGUCAACGGCCGCGUGCUGACGUUCUUCGGCGCCGAGGGCACGGACGAGGGCCAGUUCAAGUUUCCGCGUGGCGUCGCUGUGGAUGACCAGGGCUAUAUUAUCGUCGCCGACUCCGGCAACAANCGAAUACAGAUCUUCAGUCCGGAGGGCGCCUUCCUCAAAUCCAUCAGCUGNGGAGGCAGUGGCGAGUUUAACCCUCUCGAGGGCGUCGCCGUUACCNCCACAGGCAACAUUGUUGUCUGCGAUCACAAAAAUCAUCGGGUCCAAGUAUUCUGAGCUUUGUUUUUUAUAUAUGUAUAUAUAUAGUCGGGGACAAAAAAAAGUAAAUGGAUAAAUAGUGAAAAUGAUUAUCAAUUAAAUUUAAUCAAAAUAGUUACUAUUGUUAUAUAUUUAAAUUUUAUUUAAUGCAUAUUCUUAUGGUAGACAUGGAUUAUAUUAAGUAAAUACUUGAAAUUAAUAUCUGCAUUUUUGUAUAUAAAUUGUGUUUAUUUAGUGAACAAUUAAUACUUACAUUUCUGUAAAUUGUGUUUAACAAAUAAGUCAGUCAAUUACAGAGAAACAAAAGUUAAUGAUAUAUUAAAAUACGUAAUAUUAAAACACAUAAUAAAUUAAAAAUUAAUCUCUAGCGUUACCGUCUUUUGCUUGAAUUACUGUUUCUAAACGCCAUGGUACACUCUGUCUUUUUAAGUUUUUGAUAUAAUGUCUUUGUCUAAUACUUUCAAAUGUUGAGUAUAACUUUUAAAAAAUCGGUCCUAGUAUUCUGCUUUAUCUAAUGGAACUUUAGCAUCUAAUAAAUUUCAUAAAUUCUCUAUGGGAUUCAAAUUCUGUGAUGGUUAUUCAAGUAAUUUACUAUUUGAAUUCUCAAAACAUUUUUUGUGUCUGAAAGGUCGUUGUCUUGCUGUAAAAGAAAUUUUUUUGUCAAGGCUCAUUUUUAACACUGUCUCUUCUCAAUUUUCAUUUAUUAUAUCAAUCAAUUGUUUGCAUUCAUAAUUUUAUCUCUAUAGGUACUACAACAUCUUNCAUAUUACGAGGAACAUCUCUACAUUAUCAGUAAUCCACGAUCAACUUUUAUUGUAGUGUAAUAAAUUGUUUUUUUGGAUACUUUACGCUUUGUUUAGA
Pseudomyrmex gracilis is the source of this 5168-nucleotide messenger RNA. RefSeq names its product RING finger protein nhl-1-like (gene tn). The record is from RefSeq and is a predicted model, not a curated record. Gene Ontology annotation, biological process: proteasome-mediated ubiquitin-dependent protein catabolic process; negative regulation of translation; protein polyubiquitination. Gene Ontology annotation, molecular function: ubiquitin protein ligase activity; translation repressor activity; metal ion binding. Lineage: Eukaryota; Metazoa; Arthropoda; Insecta; Hymenoptera; Formicidae.